AUGUUAAAACAAAAUAUAAUUAAGCCGUCAAUAUCUCCGUGGAGCGCCCCAGUGUGGGUCGUGCCUAAGAAAAUGGAUGCAUCUGGCAAAAAGAAGUGGCGCAUUGUCAUAGAUUAUAGGCGACUUAAUGAUGUGACCAUAAAUGAAGUUUAUCCUAUCCCAUUAAUUAGCAAUAUAUUAGAUCAAUUAGGACAUUCUAAAUAUUUUUCGACACUUCAUUUAGUUUCCGGCUUCCAUCAAAUCCCUCUCAAUCCUAACGAUGCUGAAAAGACUGGUUUUACAGUAAUCAACACAAAUGGCAUUUCCGGUCAUUUUCAAUUUAAUCGCAUGCCUUUUGGAUUAAAAGGUGCUCCUAGUACGUUUCAACGUCUCAUGAACACCGUCCUUUCUGGUCUCCAAGGUCUCCACUGUUUCGUCUACUUAGAUGACUGUAUUAUUUACAGCCACGAUCUUCAAAGUCAUAUGGAAAAAUUACGUCUUGUUUUUGAUAGGUUUCGAGAUUUCAAUUUGAAACUACAACCAGAUAAAUGCGAGUUCCUUCGACGCGAAGUCACUUAUUUAGGUCAUGUAAUUACUGACAAAGGUGUCUCACCUAACCCUGACAAGGUAAAAUCAGUAUCCAAUUAUCCUAUUCCCAAAAAUCCCAAGGAAAUUAAAUCAUUUCUAGGUCUAGUAGGUUACUACCGUCGAUUUAUAGAUAACUUUUCAAAAAUAACAAAACCCCUUACGUCAUUAUUAAAAAGGGAUGUUAAUUUUAAUUGGACACAAGAACAAACCCAAGCUUUCAAUUUGUUAAAGGAAAAAUUAACUUCAGCUCCGUUACUUCAAUAUCCCGAUUUUUCGCAACCGUUUAUUGUCACCACAGACGCCAGUAAUUAUGCCGUUGGCGCAGUAUUAUCGCAAGGUCCUAUCGGAAAAGACAAACCGAUCGCGUAUGCCUCAAGAACAUUAAAUAAACAAGAAGGCAACUAUUCAACAACGGAAAAAGAACUUUUAGCUAUCCUCUUCGCUGUAAAAACAUUUCGUCCCUAUAUUUAUGGUAACAAAUUUAAAAUAGUCACUGAUCACAAACCUUUGGUCUGGCUUUUUAAUGUCAAGGAUCCAGGAAGUAGAUUAAUUCGUUGGCGCCUCAAGUUAGAGGAAUAUGAUUAUGAAAUUGUAUAUAAACAAGGAAAGCAAAAUUCAAACGCCGAUGCUCUUUCCCGCAUACCCAUUCACGCCUUAAAUUCGAAUGUAGUCCUUAAUAAACUCAAAUAUGAAUCAUAUUUUAAAAAGUAA
Parnassius mnemosyne (clouded apollo) is the source of this 1278-nucleotide messenger RNA. The record is from the annotation of a GenBank genome assembly. Lineage: Eukaryota; Metazoa; Arthropoda; Insecta; Lepidoptera; Papilionidae.